Zeugodacus cucurbitae (melon fly) is the source of this 1061-nucleotide messenger RNA. RefSeq names its product exosome complex component RRP46 (gene Rrp46). The record is from RefSeq and is a predicted model, not a curated record. Bases 111 to 878 code for a protein of 255 amino acids. Gene Ontology annotation, cellular component: cytoplasmic exosome (RNase complex); nuclear exosome (RNase complex); nucleolus. Lineage: Eukaryota; Metazoa; Arthropoda; Insecta; Diptera; Tephritidae. Gene Ontology annotation, biological process: nuclear mRNA surveillance; U4 snRNA 3'-end processing; rRNA catabolic process. The transcript has 4 exons.
AUACAGGAAGAACGAAGAAGCAAACGAAGCGUGCCGUUCCGCCAAAACUUUUGUUAAAAAGCUUCUCUAAUUCUAGCUCAAAUUGAAUUUUUUAUGUUAAAGCAAUAAAAAUGGUUACAACCACAGAAACUAUCACCAUGGACACUCAAGGGAAUACCGCUCUGCUACCAGAUCUAAAGUUGCGUCCGAUAAAUUGCGAAUUGAAUCCACUCACCCGUUCUGAUGGUUCCGCUUUAUUCACACAAGGAGGCACCUGUGUACUUACUUCCAUGCUUGGUCCUGUUGAAGUAAGAUCCCAGAACCUUAACAUAGAAAAGGCGCAUGUUGAAUGUAUUUACCGGCCCAAAGCAGGCAUACCGACGAUUGAAGAUAGAUUGAGGGAAAACGUUAUACGCGAUACUUGCGAGUCAGCUUUAUUAACUGUACUUCAUCCACGUACAACUAUUUCUAUCCAAAUACAGGAAUUGGAUGAUCGAUGUGGUUUAGAAGCUUGUGCAAUAAAUGGUGCCUGCUUGGCGUUGCUAAUUGGUGGUGUGCCCAUGAAAUUCAAUAUCGCUGCGAUACAUUGCAUUGUAGAUAAAGAUGACAAGGUAAUACUCGAUCCUGACCAUUGUGAGGCAAUCGGGAAACGAGCGAGCUUUAUAUUCGUUUUUGAUAGUUUGGAAAAGAACUUAGUGACAGUACACACGAGUGGUCGCUUUCGUAUGGCUCAAUUUAAUGACGCAGAAUGCAUGAGUCGUGCAGCUAGUCAAAUAAUAUUUAAUUUUUACCGGCGUAUUAUUUCAAAUUUCCAUAAUAAAUCAUUGCUGACAGCUGAUAGUAAAGCACGUAAUACAGAAGCGGAGCCAAUAGUCAAAUCAGAGCAAAUGGAUUUUUAGAAUUACUACAAAACAAAUUAAAAAAGCUCUCCCGUCCUUACUAUAAGCAGAAUUACAUAAUUAUGAUUGGUUUUAUUGGUGCCAAAGGACGUUAUUAACAGUUGAAACCGGAAAGACAGUAAAAUCAAGCCUGAGCUGCCACUAAAAGACGCAGUUACCUUCUACAAGCGAACAAGUUCACAC